Amblyraja radiata (thorny skate) is the source of this 2873-nucleotide messenger RNA. RefSeq names its product saxiphilin (gene sxph). Lineage: Eukaryota; Metazoa; Chordata; Chondrichthyes; Rajiformes; Rajidae. Gene Ontology annotation, biological process: iron ion transport. Gene Ontology annotation, cellular component: early endosome; recycling endosome; plasma membrane. The record is from RefSeq and is a predicted model, not a curated record. Bases 211 to 2424 code for a protein of 737 amino acids. The transcript has 17 exons.
UUCAAAUGCAGUCACAAACAGCUUCACCAAGCGCCGUUCCCCGGGAAGGGGUUGGGCACAGUGUCUCCUCGCUUGGACCCAGGCGUUGGUCGAGGCUCACUGGGAUGCUGGUGGCCACAUACGGAGCUCUCACUCUCUGCCCUCACUGAGUCUGUUGAGAACUGCUACAUACAGGGGAACAGAGGGGUUGAGAGGUGGAGGAAAACGCUGAUGACUUCCACCAUGAGGGGAGGAAUAGUUUUCAUCUAUAUCCUGGCUGCAGCUUUGGCAAAGAAGCUCAGAUGGUGCAACGUGUCUGACAUGGAGCAGAGGAAGUGUGCUGAACUCUCCAAAACUCUGCAGUCUGUGCUGUCACCCAGAGCACAGGUGCAGUUCAUCAAGUUGUCCUGCAUUAGAGGGCACAAUGUCGAGGACUGCAUCAAGAAGAUACGGGGGAAUAUGGCGGAUGCAAUGUCUUUGGAUGCUGCCGAUAUCUACACAGCUGCAACAUUUUAUGGCCUCACCAUCGUGGCAAAGGAGAUAUAUCAGGAUGGUGGGUGUCUGUACUCCGUGGCUGUCACUCGAGACGAGAGCCUCGACAUUCGGCGGCUGAAGGGGAAGAGGAGCUGUCACGACGGGGGUCGGCGUAUGGCAGGGUGGAACGUCCCACUGGGAUUCCUGCUGUCCCAUGGACACCUCGAGUGGCAGAAGAAUCAAACGGUGGCUGAAGCUGCCAGUCGGUUCUUUGGUGCCUCCUGUGCCCCUGGUUCCAGUGCUAUGUUCCCCACCCUGUGUGCACUCUGCCAGGGCCAGAGGUCCUACAACAAGGACAGGAACUACUUUUGCGAGACCAGCCACAACGAGCCCUUCUACGGCUCUGGAGGAGCCCUGAGGUGUUUGGAGCAAGGAGUUGGCGAUGUGGCUUUUCUGGACAACUCAGCUCUUGCCAACAUGAGUGUAUCCGAAGCAGCCCAGUACAAACUGCUGUGUGCCGAUGGGACCCAGGCCAAUAUUGCGGACUUUGAAAGAUGCCACCUGGGCCGGGGCCCUGGGAACGCCGUUGUGGCCAGAUACAACUACAGGAAGUUCACCCGGAAAUUCCUUGGCAUGGUUCAGAACCUCUUUGGACGGAACGGAUCGUAUCGGCACCGUUUCCAGUUGUUCAGCUCGGCUGCUUUCAACAGGAAGAACCUGAUGUUUGGGGAUGCCACUGUGAGGCUGCAGAUCCUGACUGAUAACAGCGACCUCAGCCAUGUGCUGGGGUUGGACCACAUGGCCCUCCUGAAGGGAUUGGGCCACCACGGGAGCUCUCUGGAGAACAGCAUUGUGCGCUGGUGCUGCAUAAGUGCAGCAGAACAAAACAAAUGUGAAGAAUGGGCAUUGAAUACAAAGUCCACGCCACUGGUCUGCAUUAGAGCGACGUCGGUGAGCCACUGCAUCGAAAUGAUGAAGAGGGAUGAGGCGGAUGCUGCCUCUCUGGAUGCAACUCAUGCCUACAUUGCUGGGAAGUGUGGCCUUGUUCCCGUGGUAACAGAACACUACGGGGGCGGCUGUGGAAUGGCCAGCGACACUGACAGAGAUGCUCACGGAGGGCCAGAAGCGGCGUCUCCCAUCUAUGCGCUCUCUGUGGUGAAGAAGACUUCCCGAAGCGAGAACAUAUUUAACCUUGGCGGCAGGAGAAGCUGUCACGGCCACAUCUACAGCCCCGCCGGGUGGCUCCUGUUAACAGAAUACACUGUCAAUACCAGCAACAACGCCACUGGCAGCUGCAACAUCAAUAAAGCCUAUGCAGAUUACUUCCGUAAGGCCUGUAUGCCAGGGGCGAGCGUUAAGGGCAAGCUUUGUAAAGUCUGCAUUGGAUGGGAGCAAGCUGGCUCGAAGCCAUCCAACCUGAGAUGUGCCGCCAACCACGAUGAACUCUACUACGGGAACAUGGGUGCCCUGCGGUGUUUGGUUGGGAAUUCCAACAGGAAAAACUUUGGAGAUGUCGCUUUCCUGGAGCAUCAUAACUUGAUGGAAAACAUUGAGGGACUGGGCAGAAGUGGCUGGGCCACCGGCUGGACGUCUGAUGACUUUGAGUUGUUGUGUGUGGACGGAACCCGAGCCCCAGUCACAGAGUGGCAGAGAUGCAACAUGGGACCCGUCCCGCCAAACAUUGUCAUGACCAGGUCCGUCAUUGCCACCAAAAUUAAAGACUUCCUGAUGGAAUCCCAGGAACAUUUCGGGCCCAGCUCCGACUCCGAAUUCCAGCUGUUCCAGUCCCACAGGUACGGGGAAAGUGACCUGCUUUUCAAAGACGCCGCCAGGUGUUUGAGGCGAGCGGUUCACCAGCAAUACACGGACAUCCUCGGCCACCGCUACAGCAGCCUGGCCCGCUCCGUCUUCAGCUGCACUCAUUCAGAAAUCCUGGGCUUGUGCAGCCGGGACGUCUGCAGCGACCCCUGAGGUCUCCGCUCCCCGCCCAGAGCCAGCGCACCCUCCCACUCGGGCAAAGGCUUUUGACAAAGUGCCUUGAAUGUAGAGAAUAAUUGUUUAAAGUACUCCCGCCCGGGACUCGGAUCGGCCGUCUGCGUGAAUCGAUGUAACCACCCGCUGUCUGCGUUUACAUCCGUUUCUCUGCUCCCUCGCCGCUGGUGCCCCGAGUCUGGGUGAACCCCGCGUGAAAUCGUCCAGGAACUCAACCCCACGCGUGUCAAAGGCCAAGCACCGACUCUCAGCUGUGGCCGAAGGGAGGCAGUCUUCGUGAAAAAGUGGACGAAGACUCCAGCUGUUCUACCGCGCAAGAAGGAACUGCAGAUGCUGGUUUACAUCGAGGAUACACACAAAAAGCUGGAGUAACUCAGCGCCACAGGCAGCAUCUCUGGAGAGAAGGAAUGGGUGACGUUUCAGAAGGG